Molecule: messenger RNA, 932 nt
Organism: Colletotrichum godetiae
Lineage: Eukaryota; Fungi; Ascomycota; Sordariomycetes; Glomerellales; Glomerellaceae
Product: ankyrin repeat-containing domain protein
Exons: 6
Coding region: 88-702 (204 amino acids)
Biological process (GO): protein localization to ciliary inversin compartment
Cellular component (GO): ciliary inversin compartment
Molecular function (GO): protein binding
Source: RefSeq, a predicted model, not a curated record
CACUGCAGCCCGCGAGGGCAAAGGUACUUAUUUGGCGAGGAAAGCUGCGGCCGUCGCUUUGCUUCUCAAACCCGCUAGGUCGUAGGAAUGUGGCUAACCGGUCUUGCAGUCUCCGUCGCAGAAACUAUUCUCAAGACGGAACCUAAGCUCGCUGUACGAGAAGACGAUGAUGGCAGGCUUCCCAUACACUGGGCCGCGUCCUCCAACUGCAUCGACAUUAUCAUUCUACUUGCGCAGAUUCGUAGCUUUGACCCUGAUGUCCAAGAUGGCAGCGGCUGGACGCCGCUAAUGAUCUCUGCAAGCCUCAAAGAUGGCGAGGAUCUUGUCAAUUUACUUCUCCAAAAGGGCGCCGAUGUCAACCUGAAGAACCAUAACGGACAGGGUGUUCUGCACUUUGUGGCAUCCAAAAACAACUUAGACGUCGCAAAGAAGCUUCUCAACCACGACCCGCCCGCGUCUACCAAGAUCCGCGACAAACGCAGUCAGUAUGCCAUACACAGGGCUGCCGCCAUAGGCUCAGUUCCGAUGGUGACACUUCUGAUCAAACAUGGGAGUCCUCUCAAUGCCACCGACGCCUCUGGCUACACUGCCCUGCAUCACGCUGUUGCUGAGGGCCACGGUGCGCCCAACUACAGGCCUCGGCUACAUGAUAUGGAAGCAACUGACACUUCGUAUCAGGCGACACAGCAGUGGCUUUGCUAAAAGCUGGUGCCGUGAUCAACAGAAAGGACAAUGAUGGGUGUCUACCUUUAGAUUUGGCUCCGGACAAGGAGGUUCGCCGCUUCAUUGAACGCGCUGCCGAGGAGGAGGGCAUAGAGCUAUGAAUAAGCUGAGCUAGCCACAGGUAUAGCACGUGGUAUUUCGCCUCCCUGGCUCCGGCGGUGGUAAGAAUACACUUUCAUGUUGACUCGCACCAAAUUACAACCGCGUGA